This is a messenger RNA of Mauremys mutica (yellowpond turtle), 1929 nucleotides long. RefSeq names its product family with sequence similarity 163 member A (gene FAM163A). The coding region runs from base 339 to 827 and encodes 162 amino acids. The record is from RefSeq and is a predicted model, not a curated record. The transcript is spliced from 5 exons. Lineage: Eukaryota; Metazoa; Chordata; Testudines; Geoemydidae.
AGGGGCGGGGGCCAGGCGCUGCAGCAGGGCGCCCCCUGCAGCCAAGGGGCGAUCAACGCAGCCAUGAAAUAUACACGAGGCUCAGAGAGCUGAAGGCGCUUCCAUCACCUCCUACCUCAGCAGCAGCUCAGCCCCCUGCCCUCGCAGCCUGUCCUGCUGUGCGUCGCGGGGAGGCGAUCGGCCGGAGCAGACGCUUCCAAGGGACAACCCACGUGUGGCCAUGUGGAACUUCCUGCUCCAGUCGUCUCCUCUCAGGCCCGUGUGACUGUGGCACCAUUUCAGCCAUUUUCAGUGUCCAACGCACCCUUGAGUGAACAGUUUGAUGGAGAAUCGGUCGGAUGACAGCAGGAACUGUUGUUAUCACCGGCGGAAUACUAGCAACCGUGAUCCUACUGUGUAUUAUUGCGGUGCUCUGUUAUUGUAGGCUACAGUAUUAUUGCUGCAAGAAAGAUGAAUCUGCUGAGGAAGAGGAGGAGGAGGAGGAGGAGCCUGACCUUCCCACUCGCUCAUACCUUACGACUUGCAAUGCCUGCAACUCUCGCAUCGUGGACGGGCAGGGCAGCCCAGCACCACCACCACCCCACGAAUUUAACCAGCAGGGUGCUCGGAACUACUGCCCUACCUGUUCCCCCUAUGGCUCGCCCUUUUACAUACAGACCGCUGACAUGGUGCGGAAUGGCGGUGAGAGGAUCACCUACACACCCGCAUGCUACAAGGAAAUGGGGCCACCCAUCAAAAUGGCAACCCUCCAGAGUUACCCGAUGACCCACCAUGGCAUCGUCCACGAGACCUUUCCAAACCCGAGGGCUAUUAGUACAGAUGUGUAAUCAGCAGUGUCACUAUCUCACAGAGUGCGCCAAUGAGAUGGCCAUCGAGGGGUGGGGGGCUCCAUUUUAUUUCAGUGGGGUUUCUUGCAAAGGAGAGGAACCCUUGAACGAACAUCAACAGCUAAGUCAGAGACCCAGCGUGGUCCUGAUGUUGAUCUGUCCAGAUCACUGUAAGCUUUCAUGGGACAUUUGAAUGAAGAGCUUGAACGUGGUGAUUUCUGAACCUAUCACAAGUGUAAUUAUUAUUCCACUGUAUCUACAGAAGGGACUUGUCUAACGAGGGCUAUGUACAGUACAGACUAACUUAGUUAUCAAGACACUUGUGACUCUCCUUAUUCCCUUGAGUCCUUAAUGAGGUCUUUGGUGUCUACACUAAACAAAUCCUACUUGUCACUUUCCAAGGCAAUAUCACUGGCCUCCAGUAUGGAUGAACUGAGCACAUUCAGCAAGAGCAAGACGUCAUUCUGGGAGCUGUCGGCUCCAGCAAUGGCUGCGGCAUUAGAAAGGAGGAAGAGACAGAGGGUGAAGCUCCAGCCAGUGUUCCAGGAGUUCUAACACUCUUGCUUGAUGAAAGCUAAUGGAGAAGCAAAUAAACAAAUAGUUUGAUCAUUUUGUUCCCUUCGUAUCACAUUAGUUGCAAUUGAAUGCUAGUGUCUGUGUUAGAAUGUAAAAUAGGAUAACCUCUCCCUGGCUACUUUAGAUAAUUGAGGGGGAGAAAAGGGGACUAGUGAAAUUACUGACAUAUGCUAACAAUGCAGAUGAUGAUCCUGCUGCUGCCAAAAAAAAACAACACUUUAAUCUUCACAGGCUUUUUUAGGAAUGGUUUAAUUUAGAGGCAUAAAAAGCGCAAGGUUUUAUUGAAAGGAAAAAUUGCACUAUUAAAGAAUGAAAGCUUUGAUCUUCUGCAGUGUGCAAAGCCCUGAAAGGCCCACUGCCAUCUUCUGGGAAACCGAGGAAUAGUCUGUUUAGGACUAAUUCUGCUUACAAUAGCAAUAGGGAUGGAAAAGACCUACUAGACCAUGACCUUGGGGUCAUGAGCCAGUGGUGAGCUGGAGCCAGUUCCCACAGGUUCCCAAGAACUGGUUGCUAAAAUUAGACCUCU